UUUUUCAUUUUCCCUUGAAGAAAUAAAUGAGACUAACAAAAAACCUUUUGCUGCUUGUCUUGUUCUUCCUGAGACGAAUCAGAUUUGGAAUUGAAAAGACUUCAUGUGAAAACAUCAGUUUGAUGCUUUGACUCGAAGUUCAUUCUCGGGUUAUUUAGCAUCAACCAUAGAACUAGGCUGAAUAGAAACCGAAAUGCUUUUCAUUUGAUUACUAUUUGUUUCAACAAAAAACAAGUGGCUAAUCACAAACCGAGCCCGAAUUGAAAAAUCUGCAUUACAAUUUAACACUUUAUAUCCCUGAUUCUGGUUUUUGUUUCUGUUGGCUCCGAAACAAAAGAAAGCUUCCUUAUUUUGUAUCUAAAUUAUCGUGUCAUGGGUUCCUUUGCGCUAAAAAACUAAUUUUCUUUAAAACGAAUAUCUAGACAAGGAAGCGGGAAUACUUUGACUCUCCCUCAUUCAUAAUUUCCUGCCCUGUCAACAAUCAGACUCCCAUUAUUAGCUUUCAACUGGAUGAUUACGCCCCAUUGAUUUUUAACUUAGUUUGAAACUGUUAAAAUAAUUUUUCUGUAUUAACAUUUCAAACCGCAGCGUUUUGUUCCGCCACAUUGAAACUACAGUCAAAUGGUAAAAAAAUUAUAUCACUCAGUUGAUUGUUAAAGUUUCAUCGAAGAGUUUGGCGAUGUCGCCAACUUUGUGCAAUUGUCUCCAACUUGUCUUCUUGACCCAUUUGUCGACUGGGGCCAACUUCACUGAUGCCCUAAUUGCCGAGGAGUUGCCAGACGAAGUACGAUUGCGACUCAAACUGGCCAAAAACUACGAUCCUUCUGCUCGUCCUGUUGUUUCAACGAGCACACUUGUAAAUGUCACCUAUAAAGCCUCAGUAUACCAGCUCGUAGGUUUUAACACAAAGGACCAGACUAUCAAAAUGCUCAUGUUCCAGCGGAUGGAAUGGGUCGACGAACUAUUGCAAUGGGAUCCGGAAGAUUACGGAGGUCUGAACUGGAUCCGGUACUACCGGAACUCAGUGUGGACCCCCGACAUUCUGGCGUACAACGAUGUGGGAACUUUUGACAUGGAGAAAUAUGACCGGUCGAUUCCACUGACAGUUUACAGCUCUGGUCUUGUGGUAUGGACACGGCCAGUGGAUUAUGAGACGAUGUGUUCCCUGGAUGUGACUAAUUUUCCUUUCGAUACCCAGAAAUGCGACAUUGUGAUUGGCUCUUGGCAGUAUUUUGAGAGCGAGGUCAACAUCACAUGUAUGCCAAUUGACCUCUCGUCUUACAUGGAGGACAGCCUUUGGACCCUGAAAGCAACGGAAUGCCGAAGGCUGUCAAUGGAUGCGGCGAGGGGUUCCAACACUUUCGGCAGAAUCUCAAUAUGUGUGAUCUUCAAAAGAAUGUCCUCUUUCUACAUCCAAAAUCUCAUCCUGCCCAACGCUAUUCUAAUGUCUAUGAGUUCUUUGACUUUCUUCAUUCCUGGUGAAAAUGGAGAAAAGGUCACAUUCGGAGUGACCUUGACCCUGGCGCUUUGUGUCAACUUGUCACUUGUGACUCAGUAUGUUCCACAGACGUCUAAGACUUUCCCGAGGAUCUGCACGUAUAUAUUCUCCAGUAUUGUCCUCUCAUGUGUUGCAAUAGUCCUGGCCACUUUUUCGCUCAAUGUGUCCAAAAACAGACAACCCGACGAUAUAUAUCAUGUGAACAGCAACGAGUUUUCAGUCGCGACUACAAAUAUGUCGGGAAAAGAUAUCGUUGGCAAUGAUGCAGAUGGAUCGAUUCCUUUGGAGGAGUUGGGCACGAGAAAUAAGCGACUCAAAAAAAUUAAAGCAAAAUUGCUGAAAAAAGUUUGUCGUCCCAAAAUUGACGUCAUAAUGGGAGUUCUCGGUUUCAUAGGAACUUCUCUGUACUCGAUUCUUUUCCUUUACAUGAUGCUAGAAUGAAACAUAUCAAUAACAGAAGAACGGGGUUCAAUUCAUAUCAACAGCAGAAGCUAUAAUGAAUACAUCAUUGGAGUCUCAAACUCAAAACUGUUUCUAGAAUGCACAGUUAUAUUCAUAUAAAAUUUCAAAGAUAGCUGUAGUUUUAGUG
This is a messenger RNA of Symsagittifera roscoffensis, 2087 nucleotides long. Its product is annotated as acetylcholine receptor subunit beta-like 1. The record is from RefSeq and is a predicted model, not a curated record. The transcript is spliced from 2 exons. Lineage: Eukaryota; Metazoa; Xenacoelomorpha; Acoela; Convolutidae. Gene Ontology annotation, molecular function: excitatory extracellular ligand-gated monoatomic ion channel activity; transmembrane signaling receptor activity; transmitter-gated monoatomic ion channel activity involved in regulation of postsynaptic membrane potential. The coding region runs from base 680 to 1939 and encodes 419 amino acids. Gene Ontology annotation, biological process: chemical synaptic transmission; nervous system process; signal transduction. Gene Ontology annotation, cellular component: plasma membrane; neuron projection; synapse.